UGAACCGAGACAGAAUGGCAAUUCCUUGUUCCCAAAUACUUCACUCACAAGUGUUGAACCAAGGCCAUGCUACCAGUCCAGCUUACAAGUUUCGUCUUUCCGACGGAACGACCGUCACUGCCCAAACCAAGAGUAAACUGAUGCAAGGCAAGCAAGGGGGAGAUCCACCUUUUAUCAUCUCAUUGCACUCAAUAUACCGUGACGGUACUUUACAAGGACUUAAUCUUCCUGGCCUACCACCAGCAAUAAAAAGCAUUUUAUCAGGUCCUGUGUUGCUUGAUCGGUCGUCAACAUCGUCGCCAACAAUCGCUUCAACAUUCACCGAUUCAACUUCAAUUCAACCGUUUGUUCAACUCAGCCAAAACAAGAAAAAUCUGCUUCCAGUUGAAGUCUCAUUUUCCUCAAACUGGUCGUCCAGUGUUGCCGAGGGUUUUAAUCAACGCAACGGAAGUGACGUGGCCAGAGAGUUAUUGGUCAGCACUGGAACUAAAGAGAGUGCAGAGAACAUCGUCAACGAAGUCCUCUCUCCUCCCCCCCACUUAGACGGCCACCUUGUACAUUCAGUAGGUGGCGCCAAAUCUCAGCUUAAAUCUCUCUUGUCGUCGAACUCAGAAAAAUCUGACAUUACAAUGUUUGAAACUGAACUUAACCAGACUCACUCUCCCACUAUAGGUUUUAUACAAAAGCUCUCCUCAGUGGAUAAUUCAUAUACCAACCCCGCCACCUACCCUGGGCCCCCAUGUGUUGAUAUAUCCAGGUUUUCAUUACCCCAAGAUAACGGAAGGUUCCCCUCAGCACCCAUGUCAAACGAUUCCGCAAUCAGUGAGGGUUCCGUCGGAAAUUUUAUCCAAAAAUCGCAAGAAAAUCUGAAGUCCUCCCAAUCUUAUGGCGUCAACGGGGCAAGGAGGGUUUUCACCCCACCUGAAAAUCAGUCAGCCCCAACAGUGACACCCCGGUCCCGCAGUGCCUCGUCUACAACAUUCUCCUCCACUGAGAACCCUUUAAAACGAACAGUUUCAAUGACAACAAGUGAAUCAAGCCCUGGAGGCCUCAUGCUCUCGCCAGGCAGACAGAGAGACACAAAACCUGCGAAAAGAAGCAAAAUCCUUGAAACAAUUCUAAACUCAACAACUAUAAAUGAGGCCGUGAUAUCCUACGCAUGUGAUGUCAAACCACAGACAUACGUAACUGCUCCUGUCUCUAUACUUAACCAUCAAACCAGUAACACACAAUCUGUGAGCGUUAAGACAGAAGUAGUAGCCACAAACUGUGCCCCAUUACCCACUAUAUUACCCCAGACCCUAUUUGACCCCCUUGGUACUCUCACCCCUUCAAUAGAGGGUAAGUACCCUGACCCAAGCGACCCCACACUGGAGACUGCUCCAAAGUGGGCUGCAAGCUCCGCAGUAAGUCCAGAGGAGCUUGAAGAACUAAACGAGAUCUUUAACGAUCUUGACAGCAUGAAUAAUGAAAUUGGAGUCGAUUUUUCCGCUGCAAUUGACAACACAUCAAACCAGAUACAGCUUUUCCAGUCCGGCCUACCGCAGCCCACUAUAAACCAUACCAUGCCCGCCAUAGAGGAUCAAAGCCACCAACAAAAGCUUCAAUACAACAACAACAUGCACCACAAUAUGUCGCCAAAGCAGCACAUGCCCCCUACCUACUCACCCCCUGACCCCCAAAUCUACGCCCAACAGCCCCACCCAAACCCCAUGUCCACAGUCGUCCCAACAGGCCUUGAAACUUGCCCCAACAGGGUAAUUCCUAACCCCACCCCACAACACUACACCCAACCCCAAAGUUUUGGGGGUGACACCCAAUUUCUUGGGGGCUCUGAUAGCUGGGACGGAGAUGAACCAUUUGUUGAUCUGGGUACCUACCCACCCCCAGCGGGUAUUAACCCAAGAAUGCCUAUCCCUAUGCAGCAUAAUAUGGGUCCCAUGCACAUGAAUGGUGGUCGCAUGUCAGGGCAUAAUACAAUGACUAAUCCUAUGCAGGGCGCUCCUGUGACUCAGCGUUUCCCAGUAAACGUUCAAUCGCAAUCCAUGUUACAUAAUCACUGCGUGUCACAUUCUAACCAGAUGCCGUCUUCAUGUAUCAGCAUACCAGUACCGAACGGCUUAAACCCCCCACUUAUAGGGGAUUUCCCAAACCCACCCUCCCACGGACCCCAGUGCACAAACAUGGGGUUAAAUAUGCGCCCCCAAGGCAAUUCGCCCGAGAACCGGCAAUAUCAGUACAACGGUGGUGGCCCCCAUUUCGAUGGGGUGAGUAACGGGGGGGUUUCCCAGUACCCCUACCACCUGCAAGGGGUUAAAACCGACAUGACCCACUCUGGUAUCAUCGCACAAAAACGGAAUGAACAUUUUUUAAAGCAAAGACGGUUACAGCAACAGCUACAAUGUGCAGGUACGAACUCUGGUGCCCAAAACUCGUACAAUAAUUUCUUCGGUAACUCACACCGUGUCAUGCUGUCACCACGAGGUCAGCAAAUGAGCACACCGCAAUACCAACCUCAUGUUAACACCUACCGACCACAGACUCAAAUACACGAGACUCUCUACCGCCACCAACUGCCCGUUCCAUCCUUACAAGCCCCCAUGACUACGUCACCACCCGUCACCAAUAGUUACAACGGCGUUGUGGGCAUGCCUAUGACGUCACAAGCUGUGACAUCACCGGUCCCGACCGCGAAGACGACGCCGAAGCGGGCACGGACCCGGAAACCGCGCAGGUCUUCCAAGUCGAAAGCGGCGGAAGCAAAACCGAUUACGUCAUCAGGAGACACGAUAUUCUGGAAUGACGUCACACAGAAUCAAACGCCGCCUCUCUACCGCGCCCCGGCGGCCACCGCGAUGACGAGCCAGCCGAAGGUUUUUCAAAUGACUUUCCGCGAUAAACACCAGCGCCCACAAGCGACAUAUAACGACAGUUUUGCAACGUCGGCAGAAGGCGCCUCGUGGUCAAUACACCCGCCUUCCCCCGGCUUGAAAUCGGUCGCAAACUCCUCUGUGACGUCACAAAACAACACGCAGAACUUAAACCUGAACGUUCUCCUGAGGCAAUUCUCCUCCAAAUCAGAGGGCCGUGACAUGAAUAACAACGCCCUCCCGCCCUCUCUUGCGACACCUACCGGUUUCAACGAACCAGCUCCAUUUACAUCACCCGACACCCACUGUGAUCUCAUCAAGAACUCAAACCUAAACAACAACACGAAACCGUGUCGAUUCGUCGCAUCCGUCACCGCCACCACGAUUUCGUCACCUGCGUAUGACGUCACGAGCGCCGCCGAGACGCCAGUGACGUCAUCAGAGGGCGCCCGACAAAAAGUCAGUCUUCUUGAAACCCUACUGUUAAGCAAGGACGAUUGAGCGGCCGGGAAUCCCCUAAAUCGACACUGAGUCGUUAACAAAUGAGGUGUAAACGAGAUUGGUCGCACGUAGCACUCCAAGAAGUAGCAAUAGCUUAGCAAAAAGGGAAUUUUCACUGUUGCGUUUUCCCUUUCUUUUAAGCUAUUGCCACUAUCAGACACUCCACCACAGCUCACUGUAUGUCGUCAACCCCACGGUAUUCCCACCCAAGUUUCAAGCGUCGUGCCUUUGCUUCUCAGCGUAAAGAUUUCGCCAGGUGUAUCCUUACCCAGAGGUGUAUUGUGAAGUCCCACCCCACGCAGCGCACAGCUCUGCAAUAUUUCGCCUUUGCAAUAUUUCCCACGUCCCAUGUUCCUUACGUGUUGUUUUUAUACAGAGGUACCUUUAUUCGUCGUUCUUUCCCACCCUUAUUACUCUUAUUAUUCUUAUCGGGUAGUUUGUUAUAACAUUGCCCCCUUCGCGUUUUCUCUCUCAACCCAAUCGAUUUUGGAUUCACGAACUUCCCAGGUGCUUCCCCUUAAUCACGGUUAUCACUGCUGCCUUAACUGUUUACUAGAAUUCCCCUAACGAUAAAUCCCCCCAGUAACCCCCCCCAUAAGGUAUUUCCCCAGCCCCACAGCCCUAACAAUGCCUCAAAUUCAAAACCCACGAUCCAAGCCGCUUUAACCCCACUCACAUUCAGGGAAAGCCCCUCACCCCAAUAUACCCCUCCCCUCUUCCACAACGUAAUAUAUCUCUGGUUGAAUUUUCAGUUUUCAGUGAAUCUUAA
Molecule: messenger RNA, 4140 nt
Organism: Ciona intestinalis (vase tunicate)
Lineage: Eukaryota; Metazoa; Chordata; Ascidiacea; Phlebobranchia; Cionidae
Source: RefSeq, a predicted model, not a curated record